CAUGUAUGGUCGCUUUUAUGGCUUGUUGGAUAGCCCGCAAUGUGCUCUACCGGAAUUGGCUGGAGGUUAUUCUGGUAAGAACUACAUCGGGAGCCGCGGGAAUAACGGCGCUCCUGUUCCAUGGCUGGCCAGAUCAGGCAUCACAUUGCGGCGCUUAUUCAAUGCUUUGAGGUGGAUUUGUCAAAUCUGCGACACAGGCGGAAUUAAUGGCAUGUAUUCUGUCUAUAUAAUAGGAUUCCAUGGUAGCCUGAUUUAUGGCAAGACCGAUCAUAUACGCUCACUGAAACCUUUCGUCGUAGUAAUGUUCAAGCUCGCAGUUAUUGUCGGCGCGACUGGGGUCCAAGGCGGAUCCGUUGUCGCCCGCUUCCUCAAAGAUCCCUCCUUCAAGAUUCGAGGCACCACGUCAAACACAGCCAGUGAUGCUUCAAAUGCUCUUGCUUCUCAGGGGGUGGAGAUGGUCUACAUGGACCCGAACGACGAAGCCAGCAUUGCGGAGGUGUUUACCGGCGCUCAUGUGGUCUAUGCAGUCACAAACUUCUUCAAGGACUUUGAAACUCUCUCUGCCGUCGCAGCCAUGGAGGUCGAAUACACACAAGGAGUCAAACUAGCCAAGGCUGCUGCAAAUACGCCCACUCUGGAGCACUACAUCUGGAGCACUCUACCUUACAGCGCGGAAUUGUCGCAAGGGAGGUGGUUGGUACCACAUUACGACGGCAAGGCCCGCGUCGACAAUUUCAUCAAGGCUGACAAGGAGCUUUUGGCCAAAACGACAUUUCUCUUAUGCACAUAUUACCCUUCCAAUUUUGCAUUUCCUUUCAUGUCUCCAGUCUUCAUGAAAUCGGCACAACGGCACAUACAGAUACUCCCUGUUGGGCCAGAAUCAACUCCAGUGUAUAGCACUGGCGACACGCGUGUCAAUGUUGGGAUUUGGGUGUACGCAAUUAUUACAAACGGUACCCUACCACCACGUCCGGCGACCGGGGGUCUCUACGUCCUGGGGAGCCACAACAAGUACAAAGACUGGAAUGAAAUGUUCCUGGCGUGCGGUCGGGUUUCCGGCAAAUCGUUUUCCUCUCAUCCCCUUGAGUUUCUAACCAUUUCUUUCCGCCAGUUCGAGAAUCUUUGGGGCAAGCUGGGAACUGAAAUGGCCAUCUGGUUUGAGUUCUUGCACGACCUCAAAGAUAAGGCCUGGACAGUCUCUGGACAGAACGAUGUCCUUAUAACCGCUGAGGAGUUACUUUCGGGAUCACCAUCUGACGAGGAAGCAGCACUUGUUAGUGACGAGCAGGUCUGGAGACAGAUGAAUAGCAGAGACGUAUAGACGAAAACUCUGCACAAGGACAAUAGUUGAAAGGAUUUCAGGCGGAAGGGUUCGUGUUAUAGGCGCGUCAUAAGGUAGUGCGAUUGAGGAGUCAUGAUCCUUCUGCAAGAGGUAGCCGAAAACCGAUAAAGUCAACGCCGAAAAACUCUCAGAGUAUUUUAUAGAUUAUUGCGCACUAUUUGGCGCCCAAGCUGCUCUUGAGUAGUGAUUAGCUCUUUUGGGGUUUGCCAAUGAUUUUGUUACCGGAAUAGUUUUCUCCUAG
Molecule: messenger RNA, 1583 nt
Organism: Truncatella angustata
Lineage: Eukaryota; Fungi; Ascomycota; Sordariomycetes; Amphisphaeriales; Sporocadaceae
Exons: 2
Source: RefSeq, a predicted model, not a curated record